Molecule: messenger RNA, 167 nt
Organism: Ambispora gerdemannii
Lineage: Eukaryota; Fungi; Glomeromycota; Glomeromycetes; Archaeosporales; Ambisporaceae
Source: the annotation of a GenBank genome assembly
AUGACGUCUCAGUUGAAACAUUGCGACGAUGGGCCGAUUCCGGAAGAAUUGCUAUUGUCAGGACACCUGGUGGAAAACGACUCUAUUCAAUUACUGACAUACAAGAAAUCUUUAGAGAUAACCAACAGACACAAAUCACGCAAAAGGCCAAGAUCUGUUACGCCAGA